Messenger RNA from Orbicella faveolata, 1222 nucleotides. RefSeq names its product octopamine receptor beta-2R-like. Gene Ontology annotation, molecular function: G protein-coupled receptor activity. Gene Ontology annotation, cellular component: membrane. The record is from RefSeq and is a predicted model, not a curated record. Gene Ontology annotation, biological process: G protein-coupled receptor signaling pathway. NCBI's taxonomy places the organism in Eukaryota, Metazoa, Cnidaria, Anthozoa, Scleractinia, Merulinidae.
AAAAAAAAAAUAGCAGAAGGAAGAAAAGCCAGCAGGACAAGCAAAAAAAUUAUUCAGCUAUCUUUACCACACGCUUGGUUAAUAAGCCAUCUCAGUAUUUCAUCCGCUGAUACGUCAAGAGAAGGUCUUAAUAUAAAGAUGAACAGGUGGCUCUUAAAGGACAUUAUAUUUCAGAAAUUAUAAUUUCACAUCAGUACUUAGAAGUUUCUCGAACUGACAGCUUGUUGAUUAUGGAAACCUGGUUUUGGAUUCUUGGCUGGUCUCUUUCCAUAAUAACGAUGGCUGGAAAUGGAUUUAUUAUCUUCCUUGUUUGCAGCAAACGGCAGCUUCGCACCAAAACCAACGCUUUUGUGAUUUCACUGGCAGUGGCGGACUUCUGUGUCGGGAUAAGCGUUGUUCCACCAAUGUUCUUCUGUGAGAUGGCAACUGGGUGUAACACACAACUUCACUGGAUAAGUUCUCUAAGGUUGAUGUUCAGUUACGUGUCAGUGAUGAACCUGUGCAGCUUAGUGGUGGAUAGAUACAUUGCAGUUGUCAAGCCUCUGAAGUAUUUGACUUUUAUGACGCGCCGCCGUGUUAUUGAAAUGGUUUCCUUAUCUUGGGGCAUCCCAAUUGCCUUUAGAAUUUUUAUCUCACUGAACUGGUUUAUUUUAAAAAGACCUCAUUUCUGGGACUUUCUGUUUUGGGCGACGGUGAUAUUUUUUGAGCUUCUUCCCUGUUUUAUUUUGACAAUGAACUUCGUAUUCAUGCUUCAAGUUGUUUGCAAGCACGAGCGUGCCGCCCGCUCCAGAGAAAAACAGUUACGUUACAACCAUCAUCGUAUUUCUUUUAAAGCUCAGGAGAAAUCCGCGGUCAAAAUAAUGGCAGUUGUUAUAGGCUUAUUUCUACUGUGUUACGGAGUUUACAUCCGCUGUUCCUUGUUAUAUGUUUUCAGGAAAGUAUUAUGUAAUGACAAAGAAUAUAAAAUACCUCUUCUAGUUUUAAACUCCGCCAUUAAUCCUUUAGCUUAUGCUUUCUUCAAGAGAGACAUCAAGAAGGAGAUUAAACGACGUCUAUGGUGUACUAUCGUAAAAGAGCAAAACAAAAUUGAACCUGUUGAUAAUGGUAAUUGCCAACCCAUUUAUAUCUCGUGAAGAGUUUCUUUUUUCAGCCCGAAGCCAGAAUUACUAUAUUUCUUAUAAGUUCAAGUUAAACAGGACAAAGAAUAAAAUGUUUUUUCUUC